Messenger RNA from Cottoperca gobio, 3028 nucleotides. RefSeq names its product transmembrane serine protease 4a (gene tmprss4a). Gene Ontology annotation, molecular function: serine-type endopeptidase activity; protein binding. Gene Ontology annotation, biological process: proteolysis. Lineage: Eukaryota; Metazoa; Chordata; Actinopteri; Perciformes; Bovichtidae. The coding region runs from base 351 to 1640 and encodes 429 amino acids. The record is from RefSeq and is a predicted model, not a curated record. Gene Ontology annotation, cellular component: membrane. The transcript is spliced from 13 exons.
AAACACGACUUCAAAUGACUGAUAAUGUUGAUCCAUAACUUGUGUCAAUGUUAAUUCACAACUUUCCGCUUGCCCCCACGUGGACACGUUUCAUCACUCCAAAACAAAAAUACCCACAAUUCACAUGUGCAUUUGUUUGCCGCACAUGUUUUGGAGGUAUUUACUAGCAUAACCACCAACAGCUAGUUUAGCAUUAGCCCCGUUAACUGCAAGGAAGCAGCCGUGAAGCCGCGGAUUUCACACAACCUCCAACUCUGAACAGCACGAUCAUCCAGGUGCCCGAGGACAGUACGAGGCCAUUGAAUCCCAGGAAGACCGUGAUUCCACGGCCUGGCCGCCACAGAAAGCCCAUGACGGCUCCAAAGACUCAGAAAGACAAGGCGUCUAAAAGGAAGAAAGUGGUCCUGACUGUCGUGGUAGUUGUAGUUUUACUGGGAAUACUGGUCACUGCAGCAUACUUCAUUAAGCAGCUAAUUGACAGCAAAUAUUUCUUCUGCAAGCGUUCAGUGAAGUUCAUCCCAAUAGACAAAGCCUGUGACGGCAAUCAUGACUGUGCUGGAGGAGAGGAUGAAAUUACAUGCGUGUCAAGCUUUACGGCCAACACUACCUUUCCAGUGCGGCUCUUGACAGAUAAGCAUAUCCUGCAGGUGUACAGUCGUGGUCCAGGUUGGCUCAGUGUGUGUAGCGACGACUGGAACCAGAAGCACACACAGACCGCAUGCAAACAACUGGGCUACACAAAUGAACCUCAUAGCACAAGUGUCCGAGUGGACACUUUGAUACCUAUCCUGAAAACCGGACCAUUCACAGCUGUCUGGCCCGGGACUUCGAACACACCCAUACACCAGGCGACCAUAGAACGCAGUGUAUGCAGAUCUGGAUCUGUGGUAUCUUUGACCUGUUCAGACUGUGGAGAGGCGGGCUCUGACGGCCGUAUUGUCGGGGGUACAGCUGCUUCGAUUAAGGACUGGCCCUGGCAGGUUAGCCUGCAGCAGGGAGGCAACCAUGUAUGUGGAGGCUCACUGAUGUCACCACAAUGGGUUGUCACUGCUGCCCAUUGCUUUGCUGGCAGUAAAAAGGAGCUGAGUCGCUGGAGAGUGGUGUCAGGCUGGACAAAAAUGUGCACACUGGGAGGUUCCUAUGUGGACAGGAUUGUAUUGCAUGGAGACUACGAUUCAGCAAAAAACGACUACGACAUUGCACUGAUGAGACUCAGCAGCCCGAUCACAGUGGGAGAUAGCCGCAGGCCGGUUUGUCUACCUCCUAAAUCCUUAGGCCUUCCAGCCACUGCCACCAUGGCUGUGAGUGGCUGGGGAUACAUGCAGGAAAACGGUAAGGUUUCGCCUUCACUUCAGGAGGCCUUCAUCCCUCUGAUACCGCGGGCCAAGUGUUCCAGCCACACAGUGUACGGGACAGCCAUAACCCAAAGAAUGAUCUGUGCUGGUUUCCUGGGGGGGAAAGUGGAUGCCUGCCAGGGGGACAGUGGGGGUCCUUUGGUGUACUACACCUCCUCUCAUUGGCAUCUGGUUGGAGUGGUAAGCUGGGGCAUUGGCUGUGCCCGGGAGAAAAAGCCAGGUGUCUACACCAACAUGGAAGAGAUGCUAAACUGGAUUCAUACAGCUGUUGAGAAAAACCCCUGAGGUCCUCCAUCGUGUCGAGCAGCCGCCUCAAGACUCCAGUCCAGUCUGCCUUAGACAGCCUGUGAAACUAAAACAAAGCUUUUGUUUCAAUGUGGUUGACUGAAGAUGGGAGACAGAAGGACAGAAAGGGGAAGUUGAAGAUCAAUCUCAGCAGCAAAACAAAAGAACUCAGCCAAAUGCAAAAGCACCGCACACACACACACACGCACACACACACACACGCACUGUUUCAUACUAAACUUAUUUCAGGUGUUUGUGCCAUUUCAGGUUCUUAUCUCAGGGGACAAGUAUAUUUAUGUUUUUAUGUGUCGCUGGACAGUCUGGAUGUUUUUAGCUUUUACAAUGUUGGCAUUUGACAGACCCAAUUAACUAAUUCCUACUUUUAUAAAACAAGAAUAAUAUCAAAUGAAAAUAGAUUUUAUCACUGGUUUUGUCAUAAGGACUUAACUGUACAAACUGUUUUUAACUGUGAAAAGAUUGGACCUUACCAGACUGGCAGACCUCAGACAUAAUGUACUUGAUUACUAUGGUUUUCGGUGCGCUGUGUGUUAUGAGGGUUCAUACGGUAAACGCUACGUAAAGAAAGGUGGUAUAAAGGGGAAACCUGUGCUAUGCCAAUGCCAGCAGAAGUCAGUGUGAAGCUUCAGGUUAAUAUCCUCAAUAUAUGCAUUUAUGGUGCUGAUCCAGUUGAUCUGAUGUCUCUUGCUAAUAAAGGGAAAAUGCAACCUUUACAGCACAGAUAUUGUGCUUGUUUCCUACCACAGAUUGAGAUACAUGAGCACUUUAAGUGGAAACUGAGAAUUACUUGACCUUAAUGUAUGUACAAAUGAUUCAAGUUACUAGUCUAACAAUGCCCUGAAGACUAACUCAAACCACUGUUUUGUGUUUAUAGUUUGUAGUGCCUCCAGACUGAGUUUUAAAGUGCAAUCAGAUAUCAAGCGUGCCUUCAGAAAUCUCACACCAUGGCCAGAAUAUUCGAUGGUGGCCAUUGAGUUUUUAGGAUAUAAAUGUAAAUUCCUAAAAUAUAAAAGUGAGCAACAGAGAUUAUAGAAUGUACAUUUGUAAAAUGUGUGCACUCAGGUGAAGUGUAUCAGUUUCAUUUUAAAUGAAUCAUUCCAUUUGUUGCAAAGUAAAAUACAUUACCUUUAUUUUUGUAUCAUUGUCUUGUCUGAGACCUACACAAAAUUAGUAUAAAUUGGCACUUCUGACUUUAAAAACAAUAGUUAACAUAUUGUAUUAUACUGUAUUAUAUUAUGCAAUAGUUGGACAGGAAUAGCAUUUCAAGAGUUGCUGAACGCCACAGUGUGUGAUGACUGUAUAUAGAUGGUACAUUGUGUUGAUUAUUAUAUACCUGUAAAUAUGUUGUAAAUAUAAUAAAGACUUUCUUC